This is a messenger RNA of Aplysia californica (California sea hare), 4816 nucleotides long. RefSeq lists its product as uncharacterized. Gene Ontology annotation, molecular function: DNA-binding transcription factor activity, RNA polymerase II-specific; RNA polymerase II cis-regulatory region sequence-specific DNA binding. Lineage: Eukaryota; Metazoa; Mollusca; Gastropoda; Aplysiida; Aplysiidae. Bases 126 to 4388 code for a protein of 1420 amino acids. The record is from RefSeq and is a predicted model, not a curated record. Gene Ontology annotation, biological process: regulation of DNA-templated transcription. The transcript is spliced from 21 exons.
UUAUCCGGGUCUUUACAUCAUGGAGUGCAGGUUUGAGUGGUCACCCCGUGCAGUUCGUGAUUGGGAUCUAUGAAAAUCUUACAACUUCUGGAUUCUCAUUGAGGAAGACUGUACAGGAACAUAAGAUGCGGCGAAAAUCUAGUAAUACGCAUAUCAGCCUUGCGGUUAUCAAGCAAUAUCUGUUGUGCGGCACCUACCCAAGUGGGUCGACACCGACAGAUAAACGGUCGGUGCGGAAGAGAUCAGAGUCCUUCAAAAUCGAAGAUGGAGAAUUACACUACAUUGUUCGUCCCAAGCGACUGGAAGGAGAACCACCGGAUCCAAACCCGGGCUCAGAUAAGGCGAAUUUACGUCGAGCUGUCAUUACACCAAAAACCCAGUUUUCUGUCGUCUCACAGAUGCAUGUUACUGCUGAAGGUGUUCAUAUGGGAACCGAACGUACCUUAAACGCUUUGUCCUCCAAGUAUUACUGGGUGGGCAUGGCCAGUACAGUGCGGAAAGUCCUCAAGAACUGUGUUGUUUGCCUGGCAAAUCGUCCUGCAGUGUCAAAUUUUCAACAGAGCCACUUCAGCGAAGUUGUACCGGCUGUUGAACCGGAAAUCCCCACAACGAGCUGUGGAAGUGCUACUGGUGGGGAGAAAAAAGAGCUACAGGAUAAGCUGGCACCAGUCACAGCUAAACAAGAGGAUGUUUCGACGGAGAUGCAGUAUAUUGUGACUGCUGAGUUACACGAACCAGAAACAGUUGACUCUGACCUUGAUUUUGACCCAAGCUCUGUUGUCACCGAUUCCGUGUUUGAUCCCAGAGUGGAUUUUGACGUAGCUCGGAGGUUUUGGCAAAAGGUUGAGGUGCAAAUCAUAGGCCCACUACAGUAUAAAAAGAGGAAAAAAACUUAUGUGGCUGCUGCUCUUGACGGUUUCUCAAAGUGGCCAGAGGUUCACGUUCUUGAGAAGCUCAACGAGAAAUACGUUUCACAGUUUCUGCUAAGACUCAUCGCAAGGUAUGGUGUGAUGGAAGAAGUGAUUUUGCUGGCCAAUGACUUACUUCAGGAUCAGAGCCUGGACAGUGGUGGCAUUGCUCAGAACUUGCAGCACUACGCUGUGGCAGUUAGUCUAGAGAAGUACAACCCUGUAGAUGAGCACUGGAGCCAUUUGCUACAGUUAGUGCAGAGUUUCUCAGAGCAGUACACAGACUCUUGGCACACCUGUCUGGACCUCUGCCUCAUCCCAGCCCGCAACUCGCUCACAGCUGCUUCAGACUUUAGCCCGGCUUACCUGUUGAUGAACAGAGAACCAUCAUUUCCUGCUUCUAUCCUCCCUCCAAAAGACUCAAGUAAUGGAGAAAUCUCCUUGACCACUGCACAGACAGAGCAGUGUGUGGAAGCGGCUAUGUCUGACUACCUCCAGUGCUGUGUCCCUGAUAUCAAGCAGGUCAUUACCCUGGCCAGUGUCAAUGAUCUUAGCGAGAGUGUCCCACAGCGGAGAUCAGGUCGUAAGCCGAAGAAAUCUCACAGAACGGCGGGCGGAGGCAGUGAGGACAAUGGAGCUCUGUCGGAGGAUGGGGCACAUGAGGGUUGUAACUCUGUGCGUGGUCCAAAACGAAAAUCAUGGCUUUCAGUUUCGAAUCCCAGAGUAGGUCAGCCAGCAGCAAGGAAUGAGAAAACUGCGACCUUAGAGAAUGUUAAAGAAAGCAGUGAUCUGGACAAGAAUGCUUUUAGCGAGGAUGAUAUUGAAGUUGAGAUGGAGCUAGAUACCUACUACUCUGCCAUCUGGUUGUACAAGGCGACUGCCCAGUACCCGCCCAACAGCCACAACACCUUCAAGCGCUCAAUGCGCAAGGUCUGCGAGCACCACGUGCUGGAGGAGGGCGAGCUCUUCUAUGUGUUCCGCGGCAAGCAGCUCAAGGUGGUCACCACCAUGGAGGACCGGCUGGCCCUGCUGGCGGAUGCUCAUGUUGUUGAUGGUGAACACCUCUCAAGGCUGAGUGUGAACGGAAAACUGGAGAAGCAGCAAGUGCACUGGAAAGGUAUGAUGUCAGAUGUUGAAGCCUACAUCAGGGCCUGUCCGGAGUGCAAACACGGAAUCCCACGAAAGAACCACAGACGAAUGUCAUCACGUGCCCGCAGUUUAUUACGCAGAGCUGAUGCAAAUUCUGAUGAUGAGGACAUGGAAGCUGCAGACAUAGGUAAAGUCUCUUACCGUGAACUGAUUGACUUCUUGCGAAAAGACAUCAUUCCUGACGAUCUGUCCCGCUCAGAACUUCUCAUCUUCCGAAAGAAAGCCAAGCACUACAAGGUGGAGAGAGGCAUCCUCUAUUUCAUCCCGCCACACAAGCCUGAUGAGAAGCCAAAGAAAGUCCUGAGGACUCAAGAAGAAAGGGUGGCUGCUGUCAAGGCAGCUCUCGGGGAUCACACCUGUAGCCAAUCUGAGGUACUGGCAGCCAUAAGGAGGUGGGCCUUCUGGCCAGACAUGCCUAAAGACGUUGAACAGGAGCUGAGCAAAUGGUGCAACCAUCAGUCUAAGGCAAAUGCUGAGAAAUUGGCAGAGGAGGCGGAGAGAAGACAAAUGAUGAAGGACUGGAGACUGAAACGAUUCCAGGACUACUUUGCCGGCAAGGAUAUCUGUUCUAAAAGAGAGAAUUUGGACACGUUGUUCCCACCACUUGCGGAGCCUGCAAAGGAAGAGACAUCACCGCCGGCAAAACCAGACUUGGUGGCAAAAGCAAUGGAGAGCGCCAUGCUGUCCUCCAGCCCCCCAGAGAGCGGAGCUGGCACCGAUGUCAACGCUGAGGUCAUGGAGGAGGGAUCGGAGGUGGAGUCAACUGUGAUGAUUGACGUUGCGGGUGAUGGGACUGUGGUAGUAAAUACAGGCCUCAAAGGGCAGGACAAAGAAAUGACUUCAACAAGCACAGAUGUACAGCAAAGCACCACUGAGCCCUCUGCAGUUCAAGGACAAGUUCCAAAAUUAGAAAUUUCAGAAUCUGCUUCGGACAAAAAUGCUGUCAUUGAAGAAGAGUUGGAAGACGAAGAGGAACACGUUGGAGAGAUGGAGGAAGUGGAAGAUGGUGACCCUGAGGAGUCCUGGAGUCUAAAGACUGCAGAUAUGUUGGAAAGGAUUCAAGUUUCACAGACAGUGGAGGAGUCAUCACCUGUGAAAAAGAUUGGGAAGCGUCGUCGCUGUGAGGUGUGUCAGGAGAUAGUCCGUGGGGAAAACAACUAUAAAGAGCACAUGUACAGACAUACAGGUAUAAAACCUUUCUCGUGCUCAAACUGCCCCAAGAAGUUCACAACCAAGAAAGGACUCCGUAUGCAUUUACGACGACACACUGGCCAUCGCCCCUAUCUGUGUAACAUUUGUGGCCGGGGUUUUCCUCGUUCGGCCUCUCUGCGCUACCACAUCAAGACCCAUGACAAAGGCGGGGGCGUGCCAGUUGUUUGUGACAUCUGUCAUCGCACUUUCACAACGGAGAACAGAUUGCAGAAACACAAGCGAUUCAAGCACCCUGCCCAGGCGCCUGUGUUCUGCUGUGAGCAGUGUGGAAAAACCUUCACUGCUAAACGGAGCUUGAAACGUCAUGAAGAGGCUCAUCAGGGCAUCCGAAAGUAUGUGUGUCAGUAUUGCAAGCGCAGCUUCUUCCGCAAGGAGUACCUCAACUACCACCUGGUCUCACACUCGAAUGAAGACCCGUCCCUGGCUAGCUACAAGCUCAAGGGUCGUCACAGAAAACAGCAGCAAGCAGCGGCCAGAAAACGGGAGUAUGUGUCCAUUGUCUGUGUGGAUUCCACGGGUGCAGAGACUGGACAGAAUGAGGAGGUCUACGGGCAGCUUGUGGAGGUCACCGACCCCUCGGAGUGGUCACAGCAGGUUUCGGGCAGAAUAGAGGAGCAACGAGUCCCAACUGUAUUUGGCCUGGAGGGUGGGCAGAGAGUUUUGUCCAGCGCCGACCAGGCAGUGGAGGGAACGUCUGUGGUAAUGGUUGAGGAACAGCCCAAUGGUCAAGGGGAGGUGGAAGUCCGCCACAUCAUCAUGCCAGGCGGGCACAUACACGAACAGUCGCAGCAGCUACAUCGCAAACCUCAGACCAUCACCGUGCAGCACACCGGAGGGGUCUCGUCUGCUUCCCAUGUGAGGUCGAUGGACGGGGUGAUGAACGCGAUUGUGCGGCCGGGUGAGCAGCAGCAGGCUCAGAGCAUCGAGGUGGUUCUGCCGUCUGGUGCCCACACUUUCACGGUGCCGUGCAGCCGGGAUCAGCUCACGGAUACUGGUCAGGAGACGGUUCAGUACCAGGUGGAGUGCCUCUCGGGUGAAACUCUGACAGAAGCAGAUGUGAACGCGAUCAGAAUGCUGGCUCAUGCCUCUUUGAGCGGCACCCACAUAGUGCAACAGUGAUUUCUGAGGAUAGUUUUAAUUUAUAAACUGCACCCGCCUGUCUUUGGCAUUUUGUGAGAUGAUCUCCGGGAUGAUGGAAAAUUAUAUUCAGAAUUUGAAUGCCAUUGACACCUCAUGAAUAAUGCAACAGUUACCUCUGGGUGUGAUCAAGAAUCAUGCACGCUUCUAAAUUUGUCCAGCGUUUGCAUUAUCUCUUGAAUUACUUCCUUAUGUUGAAUUGAGAAUUUUUUUUGUAAUGAAAUGCUGUAGGGACCAAUGUGACUUCUGCCCUUACAACUUUUUUGGCCCUGUCUUUCAAAAGAUCCUCUGUCUUAUUUGGCUUUGUCAAUAGUGAUUGCAAUCUUGUCUGUUCCUCCCAGUUAUUAGUUUUAGUUUUAGCAAUGUUUUACGGUGCUUGCAACUGCAUAAGGUCAUAUGAGGGCCAAAGG